CAACGUCACAAUGUUUACCCGGAAAUGAGAGACUGUUUCAAUCUGCGCCAGCAGCUGCCUUCGAAAUCUAUCAUUUACCAAUUUCUGACCUUUUUUAGUCCCGCAAAAAUGAUAAAUUACAGUAUAAUGUGACUGUAAACUACUGCCUCGGAAUGUACAGCGGACUCUUGCCAAAAGGUUUAACCGAAGACGACCUCAGUCCAGAUGACGAGGAGGACGAUGUUGAGGAGAAGAGGGAGAGAGGGAAGUGUGAGAGCUCUGCUGAAAAGUUGGGCUCAGCCGGGGAAGACACAGUCUCAGUGGUGGAGGCACAGCCGACUCACACUGCCAGUGGUGCAGACAGUGAUUCCCCGACAUGCAGUAUGCCUGGUAUAUCUCAGGAAAUGUGGCAAAAAUUCCAGGAUCUACGACAGAAGAAUGACGAAAUGAAGACAAUGAAAAUCCCCAGAAAAAGAAAAAGAAAAAGAAGACAUCACAAGAAAGGAACAGAGAGUGAGGAUCCGACAGAGACAAGCAGUGAGCAUCAGGAGGAGCGAGAGAAGCACUGGGAUGAGCUUAAGCAGCAUUUCGGUGUAAAUGAUCGAUUUCAUCCCCCUGCAUGUUCCAAACCCCCUCCGAAGUCCGGCCUAGAAAAGAGCAUAGAGAGGGCCAUAGCUGAAGGGGACAUUGCAAAGGCGGAGGAGAUGAGCGACAGACUCGCCACUCGAGAGCUGGCUGUGAAAAUCGCUCAAGCCGCUGAUUGCCGUGACUUUGUGCAACGCAAACAGGAAGAGGAAGCUUUGAGGGCAGCGCAGAAAAGGAAGAACCAAAUAGCCUGGGGGUUUGAGGCUAAAAGACGAUGGGAAACCAAAAGCAACAUGGGCUUCAUGUGACAAACACGAAGGAAAAGGAGAACGUGUGUUAUUUUUUUUUUUAAGUUAAUUUGAUAAAAGUAGUGUUUUUAUAGCGGACUGAUCCUGUUUUUCUUUAUUCCCUUUGUAUAUUUUGAAGACUUCUCAACAGCAGAGUGUGAGGGGGGGAAAGUCACACAGUUGGCUGAGGAAAAACCAAUCCAGAGAGUACAAGAGAGAGAGAAAAUUAUGGAGCAUUCAAAUUAAUUCCUAAGGCGCCCAUUGGUGUCUGCAUUGUGUUAUUUUUCAUUACAUUUCAGUGAUUUGAGCGUUCUGGCCUUUUUUUUCCCCCCUUCAAAUUAAAUCUGGUGUACAUUACUGGAUGAUGCAUUUAUUUAUUGCUGUAAAGUGGGUUAAUCAUGAAGGCGCUCCUUUCUUCUUCCGAGGAAGAGAAAGGGAAGAUUAGGGCCCUAAUGCAAUGUACAGGAUAAUGUGCGAUAGGAUUUGGGAGAAGAAAAUGAAAUUUGGCUGCUGUAAACAGUUGUGAGCAGUUGUAAACUGGAAGUUGAGUGAACGUUUUGGGGUUGGGGAGAUGAAGGGGGGGGGGGGGGGGGGGGGGG
Epinephelus moara (kelp grouper) is the source of this 1450-nucleotide messenger RNA. RefSeq names its product family with sequence similarity 204 member A (gene fam204a). The record is from RefSeq and is a predicted model, not a curated record. Bases 153 to 872 code for a protein of 239 amino acids. Lineage: Eukaryota; Metazoa; Chordata; Actinopteri; Perciformes; Serranidae. The transcript has 7 exons.